CUAGGCUCGGAUUCCAGAGAGUUCCAUCGUACCUCCAGCGACAACCCCCACCUGAGCUCUGUGCUGGAGCAUUUAUCGUCGGCCAUCGCCAACAUUAUUUCUGAGCCAUUGGUUUUUUUUCCUGAGCGUGUCUUCGAUCCAUCUUCUAAAGUCUCCGACUCUACGUCUCAAUUGGCAACUAGCUACAGCUUCUUGCGAUUUCAAUCUCAUACGGCAUCAGCUAUCCUGUGGUGACCUGAUCUGCUACCCCGCACUUCUUCUCACUGACUGUAUAGAGCUCAGACUCGUAACCUCGUCUUUUCAACAUACUGAACCAACUUCAACACAGCUCAGACCAGUAGAACGGCCCCCAACCGCCAAAAUGUCUGCUGAGGGUACCGAGACCAAGCCGACACGCCCCCGCGUCUUCUUCGACAUCACUGUCGGCGGUAAGCCCGUCGGCCGUAUCACGAUGGAGCUUUACAGCGAUCUCGUCCCCAAGACGGCCGAGAACUUCCGCUGCCUCUGCACUGGCGAGAAGGGCCUGGGAAAAUCCGGAAAGCCUCUCCACUACAAGGGCUCUACCUUCCACCGCGUCAUUAAGCAAUUCAUGAUCCAGGGCGGUGACUUCACCGCCGGCAACGGCACCGGCGGCGAGUCCAUCUACGGCGCAAAGUUCGAGGACGAGGCCUUUCCCGUUAAGCACGACCGCCCUUUCCUCCUGUCCAUGGCCAACGCUGGGCCUAACACCAACGGCUCCCAGUUCUUCCUUACCACCGUACCGACACCCCACCUCGACAACAAGCACGUCGUCUUUGGUGAAGUCCUCAACGGCAAGUCCGUCGUGCGCCACAUCGAGAACCUGCAGACUGAGACGGGUGACAAACCUGUGAAGGAGGCUGUCAUCGCCGACUGCGGCGAGCUCACCGGCGAUGCUGCCCUCGCAGCCGACGUGAAGGCCCCGGAUGCUAUGGGCGAUACCUAUGAGGACUUCCCUGAGGACUGCGCAAGCCCCCCCGACGCCAAGGAGGUCGUCAAGAUCGCCACAGCCUGCAAAGACUUUGGAAACAAGGCCUUCAAGGCCGGCGACUUCAAUCUCGGCCUUGAGAAGUAUGAAAAGGGCCUUCGCUACCUCAACGAGGAGCCGGACCUCGAAAAGGAGCCCCCCUCCACCAAGACGGAGCUCGAGGCCCUUCGCUUCUCCCUCAACAACAACUCGGCCCUGCUGAGCCUUAAGAUCGAGGCUUGGGAGGACGCCGUCAAGUCAGCCACGUUCGCCCUCGAGGUGCCGGGCAUCAAGGAUGUGGACCGCGCCAAGGCCCUAUACCGCCGCGGCUUCGCCAACGUCCGCCUCAAGGACGAGGAGGCCGCUAUUAAGGACCUCGAAGAGGCACACAAGCUCGUUUCUGAUGAUAAGGCCAUCAUCAACGAGCUCAACACCGUCAAGCAGAAGGCGGCUGCCCGUGCAGCCAAGGAGAAGGCGGCGUACAAGAAGUUCUUCCAAUAGAUAAGGUACACUUGGGGGCUAGGGAGGUAGGAAGAAAAGUUUUGGUGCCGGCUUGGAGCAGGCAGCCAACACGAGGGAGGAAUGAUGACUAUUAUGAUUUCGGGCGACAAAAGAAAUACACACAAAAGGUACUGUUCUUGAUUCAUCAGAAUACAUUGGGGGCGUACGGAGGUACCGGGAUCGAGAAGGGAACAAAAGCCCAUAACCACCAAUUCAAGGAGUCGCGUAGAUACCUCUCUGGCUGGGAAUAAAUUAACAUCACUAUA
Colletotrichum navitas is the source of this 1752-nucleotide messenger RNA. RefSeq names its product cyclophilin type peptidyl-prolyl cis-trans isomerase/CLD. NCBI's taxonomy places the organism in Eukaryota, Fungi, Ascomycota, Sordariomycetes, Glomerellales, Glomerellaceae. Gene Ontology annotation, biological process: protein peptidyl-prolyl isomerization; protein folding. The record is from RefSeq and is a predicted model, not a curated record. Gene Ontology annotation, molecular function: protein binding; peptidyl-prolyl cis-trans isomerase activity. Bases 362 to 1486 code for a protein of 374 amino acids. The transcript is spliced from 2 exons.